CUACUCUCGGUUCGAGGAACAUGGAUGAGGAUUCCGCUAUUCUUGCCUGCAUUCUUGCUUAGUAUUCAGGAAUAUGCCGGUCGCGACAGGUUUCUGUUUCUUUUAUCCACACGGAGUCGAGUGAACUCCAGAAUACUCCGUACCAGCAGGGGAUUCAUUCUCUGCAAGAGCACAAUAUAAAAGGAUAUAGGCCGUGUCAUUCAAGUCCUGAUUGAGGCUGAGAACACUUUUUUCCAUGACUACAGGCGUUGUCUCGUGAAGAUAUCAUUUCCCGAGGCUGUUUCUGCCGCGGCCGAAAUCCGUCAUGGCGUCGAUUGCUUUAUGGGACGACCGCCCUCCAUCAACACAAACAGCCACGGUAGCUUUAUAAAGGCCAAUCUCAAACAGGUCCAUUCUCUUCUCGACCUGCUGCCUCUUCGGAAAUUUAUCCAGGAUGUCCACCCCCAAGUCAGAUUACGUCAGUGACGACUGGAAGGACGGCUUGUUCAAAAAUAAGGUCGUCUUCUGUACCGGUGGUGCGGGCACCAUCUGCAGCGCUCAAGUCCGUGCCCUGGUCCAUCUAGGUGCAGAUGCCUGCAUCGUGGGGAGAAACGUCGAGAAGACAGAACGUGCUGCCAAGGACAUUGCGAGUGUUAGAGCCGGCGCGAGAGUCAUCGGUAUUGGCGCGGUGGAUGUGCGGAAAUAUGACAGUCUGAAGGACGCUGCUGAGCGCUGCAUUAAGGAGUUGGGUGGCAUUGACUUUGUGAUUGCAGGCGCGGCAGGAAACUUCCUUGCGUCGAUCAACCAACUUUCCGUGAACGCCUUCAAGUCAGUGAUGGACAUCGAUGUCCUGGGCUCCUACAACACCGUCAAGGCCACCAUUCCGUACCUCGUUGAAUCAGCGAAGAAACACAAAGUUGAUUCCAAAACCCUCCAGCCUUCCCCUGCCGGCACAGGUGGAAGAAUCAUCUUCGUCAGUGCCACGCUCCACUACAGAGGAUCACCCUUCCAGACGCAUGUGGCUGUCGCCAAAGCCGGAGUGGAUGCGCUGUCGAACAAUGUGGCUAUCGAAUUUGGCCCUCUGGGAGUAACUUCCAAUGUCAUUGCUCCUGGACCGAUUGCACAAACGGAGGGUCUCGAACGUCUCCUCCCGCCGGAUGUCAAAGAAAUGUACACCAAAUCGCAACCACUUGGUCGGCUGGGAUCUGUCAGAGACAUCGCCGAUGCGACGGUAUAUCUCUUGUCGAACACUGGAAGCUAUGUAAAUGGACAAUUAUUAGUUGGUAUGUUCAGGGUGGAUCAUAUUGUUUAUGCUCCCUGCAGCCGACGGACGACUAACUGGAAUGAUUAAUCCUACAGUUGACGGUGGCUCCUGGCGCACCAGCGGCGAUUUCUCGUACCCGGACUUCUUGUUGGCAGGAGGAGAAUUUGAAGGAGUGAAGGGGAAGAAAUCGAAACUUUGACUGACUCUUUGCUGGCCGAUUGAUCAUAUACCCCGGGCUUGAUCUCACCUCUUGAGGUACCAACUCUAAAUUUACAUUCCUUAUCUUAUAUUAAUUCUCAUAGUAAAUCCCAUGUCAGAAUUAAGAGUCGACCAAUUAUUAUAGAGUAGAACUGGAGAACUGGGUAUUUCCACUCUGCGACACUGGACUGCGGGGAUAGACCAAGGCUGUGAUACCUUCUGAAGAGACCCAGG
Monascus purpureus is the source of this 1675-nucleotide messenger RNA. The record is from the annotation of a GenBank genome assembly. Lineage: Eukaryota; Fungi; Ascomycota; Eurotiomycetes; Eurotiales; Aspergillaceae.